Physella acuta is the source of this 2991-nucleotide messenger RNA. RefSeq names its product beta-mannosidase. Lineage: Eukaryota; Metazoa; Mollusca; Gastropoda; Physidae. Gene Ontology annotation, biological process: glycoprotein catabolic process; carbohydrate metabolic process. The record is from RefSeq and is a predicted model, not a curated record. Gene Ontology annotation, molecular function: beta-mannosidase activity.
UCCCUGUGAAAUGAAAAGAACAGACAAGAGAAAAUAAAAUUAACAUCAGAUUAGUCUGAAAAAGUAGAUCUAGAAUAAAAAUCUAUCCUCUAAAAUGUUGUUUAAAUUGCUAUUAUUGAAAGUACUUUAUUUUGUAGUUCAAGUUCAAUCACUUUUAAAGCUAGAUUUAGGUGGUAAUUGGACGGUUUUCGAUACUUCUUCAGGGCUGAAGGUUCUGGGUGAGGUCCCAGGCUCCAUGUACACUGCUCUACUAAAACAAGGAGUUAUCCAAGACCCACUGUGGAGAGAUAAUGACGUAGCCUUAGCCUGGCUGGGAUUGGCUAAUUGGACUUAUUCCAGAACUUUUACAGUUUCAAAUGAUGUGGCAACAUCCAAUAGGAAACUGCUUGUGUCUGAGGGGCUAGAUACCAUAGCAACAGUGUUUGUAAACAAUAAAUUGGUUGGUCAGUCAGACAACAUGUUUGUAAAAUCAGUGUUUGAUCUCACUAAUGUCCUACAGAGUGGUGAUAACUCUAUAACUAUCCAGUUUUCCUCAGCCGUGAGGGAGGCUGGUUACAGGGCUAACCAUUCAUCAUAUGUUAUCCCACCUGAAUGUCCACCUGCUGUCCAGAACGGGCAGUGUCACGUUAACCAGGUCCGCAAGGAGCAGUGCUCAUUUAGCUGGGACUGGGGUCCUUCAUUUCCAACCCAAGGUGUUUGGAAACCAAUUUACAUCAUUGCUUACAUUCAAGUCUCCAUGUUGGAUGCUACUGCUGUUGUUAAUAAAGUCAACUCUCAGUGGCAAGUGGUGGGUGAGGUGUUGCUGGGGGUGGCCCCAGGACCUGAAGUUCAAGGCCACCUCACUGCUGCAAUACCAGGCCUUAACCUGACGUACAGCCAAGAUGUUGUGAUGUCGUCAACAAACUCUACGCUCAGGUUUACAAUAGACGUACCAGAGACCAAACAAGUGUCCCUGUGGUGGCCCAAUGGUUAUGGGGAUCAGGUUUUGUACGAUGUUGAUGUGGUGUUGACCACAGCGCUGGACAAGUCCCAGAAGUCCCUGAGGGUUGGAUUCAGGACUGUGGAGCUGGUACAGGACCCUGUGUCCAGCAAUUUACAGGAUGGUUUGACUUUUUACUUUCGCAUCAAUGACAUUCCCGUUUUCCUAAAGGGAAGUAAUUGGAUUCCAGCUGAUAGUUUUCAGGAGAGAGUUACAGAACCUCGUUUAGAGUAUCUUCUUCAGUCAGCUGCUUCAGUCCACAUCAAUGCCAUGCGGGUCUGGGGUGGUGGAGUGUAUGAAUCAGAUGAGUUCUACCAACUGUGUGACCUGCUGGGCAUCAUGAUCUGGCAAGACUUCAUGUUUAGUGUAGCAUUGUACCCGACCUACCAAAGUUUUCUCAACUCUGUGGCCACAGAAGUUAGACAACAGGUGAGGAGGCUCAAGUCCCACCCAUCUGUCAUCGUGUGGGCCGGCAACAACGAGAAUGAGAAAGGUCUGAGACAGAACUGGUUCAACACGGAGAAGAACUUCACCCUCUACUACAAUGACUACAUCGACCUGUAUGUCAAGACCAUCAAACCCUUUGUGAAUGAAGAGGACCCCAGCAGAGAAUAUCUGACCUCAAGUCCAUCUAAUGGUAAAGAGAGUGUCCAGGAAGGUUACGUAGCUCUUGACCCUGACAGUGAGCGGUACGGGGACAUUCACUUCUACGAUUACAUUCUUGACCAGUGGAUGUGGCAGGGGUUCCGGGUGCCACGGAUGGCAUCCGAGUACGGCAUCCAAGCCUGGUGUAACAAUGAAACUCUGGCCAAAGUUCUCCUGCCGUCUGAUUUUGUCUUGGACUCAGACAUGGUCAAACAUAGGCAGCAUCAUGCCAUGGGUAAUGAAGAAAUGGGGGCUGAGAUUGGAGCUCACCUGAAGCUGCCAACGUCUUUAGACGAACAGAAGAAAAUGUCAGAUUUUAUUUACCUAAGUCAGAUCAACCAAGCCAUGUCAAUCCGCACCCAGACAGAACAUUACAGACGUCAUCAGUCACAGCUCCUGUCAGAUGGUAGAGGGUUAACCAUGGGGGCUUUGUACUGGCAGCUCAAUGACAUAUGGCAGGCUCCUACAUGGGCUUCUAUUGGUUAUGAUGGAUCCUGGAAGAUGCUGCACUACUUUGCCAAAUCUUUCUUUGCCAAACAUCUCAUUUCUCCCUACUACCUGGACGAUGACACACUUGAUGUGUACAUCGUCAUUGAUGAGUUACCUGUGCAGGAUGCAAGGGAUCCCCUCUCAGGUGCACUAUACUUUAAACCAAUCAUGGAUCAGAAGGAUUUUAGUGGUAUCAAUGUGCCAGUGCAAGAAUCAAAUAGAAUUAUACAGAAUGCCCUGCGAAUGACGACCGGCAAUUUGAAAAUUGACCUCUAUCAAUACACUAGUUUCCAGUCUCUCCACUCCUGGAGUGUCAAUUAUAAUCUAAAAACAACAGCAGAAUCCGUGUUCACUAAGAAAGUCUCUGACAUAAUUUCUGAGUCUGGGUGCCCAGCUAAACAGAAAUGUAUCCUUACUCUCACUGCCACAGACACCAGCGGGGUUCAGAAAUCUUCCUCGUGGUUUGCUCUGACAUAUCCCAAAGAUUCAGUUCUUCCUCCUGCUAAUGUUAAGAUCUCCACUGUUGUUAAGCUGGGUAAUAACACAUUUGAAAUUGAAGUCACAAGUGAUGUUAUAGCUUUGUAUGUAUGGAUUUCAUCUGAUGUUCUUGGUUUGUUUUCGGAUAAUGGUUUUCCAAUGUUUACCUCAACCGUGAAGGUCAUGUUUAAGUCUGUAGAUGAUGUUAGUUUGCCACAACUGAUGUCUCGGCUGAGAGUAAGAAGCAUUACAGAUGUCAAGAAUUCUGACAGUUUUGUUGUUGGAUAGCAUUUAAUUAUAUGAAAAAUUCAUAUUUAUAUUUUAGAUCAAUAAUAGUUUUAAUAAUUGCAAUUACCUUUUGAAAUCAUAUAUAUUGAAAUAAAAAUAUCAUUGAUCUUUUG